Sesamum indicum (sesame) is the source of this 2248-nucleotide messenger RNA. RefSeq names its product P-loop containing nucleoside triphosphate hydrolases superfamily protein. Gene Ontology annotation, molecular function: ATP hydrolysis activity; ATP binding. Lineage: Eukaryota; Viridiplantae; Streptophyta; Magnoliopsida; Lamiales; Pedaliaceae. The record is from RefSeq and is a predicted model, not a curated record.
UUUAUCGCCACAUGCUUAUGAAUUUCUCGACAAAGCGGCAGCCUGAGGAUGGCGGGAAAGGAGGCGACCGCUGCAUUCUCGACUUCAAAGCCCACGGUCGAUGCCGAAUCGGAGGUGUGUUGGAGAAAAGAAGUGGACCAAAACCUCAAGCGCCUUCAAUCUCUGCUAUUUGGUGCAGAUGCUGCUCUGGAGAAGGGAGAUUACGGCUCCGCGCAAGUGCUAUCCCUCGCGCUCCUCGGCUUCCUGGAUUCUCGCUCCUGCUCCGCUGUAGAUGAGGCCUUUAUCCGCCCUAUACGCGGCGAGGCCGUCUCCAAGCUCGGCAUGGCUCGGCGCUCCUUGAUUCCUGAUUCUGAUCGCCAAGCAUUCGCACAAGCAGGCAAAGAUCCAGGCUGCAUAUUGAGAAAGAGAGGUGAUAUUGACAUGCAGAAGAUUAAACAAUCCAAGUAUUUUCACGCCCUUUUUCAGCAGUGCUAUGAAAGAACUACACAUGGAUUGAGAAAGCAACUUGAAAAGCGGGACAAUUUGAAGACCUCAAAGACUCUCGUACAGUCAAAUCUGACUUCCUUGUAUGGAAAUGGUUCUAGGGAAAAUGAUCGCAGCUCCAAGAAAGAUAAGAUAUCAGAGGAUAAUGUCAUCAUCGAAAAAAAAUAUUCAAGUCAGAACUAUCCCCAUAAUCAUUCUAUGUCUACCAUUACUAAGGCAGAUGAGGAGGAAGCAGCUCCUUGGAUUAGUUUUAAAACAAAACGGUUGCACAGAGAAACUAUAAGCCCUAGAAAUGAAAAUGUAAAAUCCCCAUCAGCCAGUGAAGAAGCUGACCUCGGUGCUCCCAGCAGCGGAUUUGUUACUGCAAGAACAAAACUGGAAAUGGAGGCUAGGCAAAAGCGAGGUUUAACUGGAUCACCAAGUCCAUCUGUCUCACCACAAAGUGAUGCCAUAACCCACAGGGGUUAUGGAGCCAGAUCUUAUGGUUUUUCUCGUCGCGGUGUUAGAGGUAAUUUUGUUCCUCCCAUCAGAUCAAAUGGAAGUAGUACAGGCAAUGUGACUUCACGCAUUGCUGGGAAGGGCGAAGAUGCAAUAGAUGACUCAACAAAAAGAUGUUUGGAGUUGCUAUGUGGCCCUGAUGGCGAGCUUCCUGAGAAGUUGAGAAAUUUAGAACCUCGGCUUAUCGAGCAUGUCAGCAAUGAGAUAAUGGACAGGGAUCCCAAUGUCCGCUGGGAUGAUAUUGCUGGUUUGGAACAUGCAAAAAAGUGCGUGACUGAAAUGGUAAUAUGGCCUUUGCUGCGGCCUGACAUAUUCAAAGGUUGCCGUUCUCCAGGUCGUGGUCUUCUCCUUUUUGGACCACCUGGAACUGGUAAAACUAUGAUAGGAAAAGCAAUAGCUGGAGAGGCUAAAGCAACCUUUUUCUACAUAUCAGCGAGUUCAUUGACAAGCAAAUGGAUAGGUGAGGGUGAAAAGCUUGUGAGAGCCCUUUUUGGUGUUGCUAGCUGUCGUCAACCUGCAGUAAUAUUUGUGGAUGAAAUCGACUCUCUUCUGUCUCAGCGCAAGUCGGAAGGUGAACAUGAAUCCAGUAGGCGACUGAAGACACAAUUCCUCAUUGAGAUGGAAGGCUUUGACAGUGGAAACGAGCAAAUUCUAUUAAUAGGUGCAACCAAUAGACCGCAAGAACUUGACGAGGCUGCAAGGAGGCGACUCACAAAGAGAUUAUAUAUUCCGCUCCCAACUUCAGAAGCAAGAGCCUGGAUCAUAAAGAACCUGCUGGAGAAAGAUGGAUUGUUUAACCUUUCAAAUGAAGACACAAAUACUAUUUGCAAAUUAACUGAAGGGUACUCAGGAUCUGAUAUGAAGAAUUUGGUGAAAGAUGCUUCAAUGGGCCCAUUAAGAGAGGCUCUAAAACAGGGUAUUGAAAUUACAAAGCUCAAAAAGGAGGAUAUGAGACCUGUUAAUCUUCAGGACUUUGAGAAAGCAUUACAGGAGGUGAGGCCUUCAGUCUCACUCAAUGAACUUGGCACGUAUGAGAAGUGGAACGAGCAAUUCGGUAGCUUGUCAUUGUAGCUACCAUCAAUCUGAAAUUGAAUUACUUAAUCUGUUGCAAAUUAUUCUUGUGUGAUCAUUGACACCCAAAUUCGACUAUUCAUUAGAGAUACUAAAUAAAUAACAUCUCCUGUACCUAAUUAGAAGCUAUUGAACCACUUGAGUUCCAUGAGCCUCAAAUGUUAAGACCCCGAGCUAGGUUGUUUGAGUUUUGAGA